UGGUCGGUUAUAUGCUUUCGGAGCCUCGCCGUAGUCCGCCCUCAGGCCGCAGAGUAUUGGAUGAGUUCGGGGGUUACCUGCCAAACACACCAACAGGUUGUACAGUAAUUAGUAGCAGAUAGAUCGCAACAAGUCAGUACAAAUGGAUCUCGGCUGUGGGGUACAGUACACACGGCUACUUCAGGGAGUAGCCUCCUUUACGUUAUAUACCCUGUGCUCCUGUUGGAAAUCCUAAAGCCUUUCCUCUCCAUUUAAGUUCUCACUCUACACAUUCCUUUUACCUACUCUUACUAGUAGUCUAGCCCCCUGUGGUCCAGUCACGCCAUCCAGAGAGCCAAAUAGUAUCCCAAGCCCCUGUGGUCCUGUGCCGAACAUAAAACAAACCCAAAAAUGGCCGGCUCUUCAUCAACAGGAAUCAAAAUGACGAAACGGCUGGUGACGGCCACGCGCCAAUGGAGCAACACUGGCAUCCACAACAACAUUCACAUCCAGCGGCGGUUCGCAUCGACACGACCGACAUUCAACUGGGAAGACCCGCUUGCCGCACAGAGUCUGCUGACCGAAGAAGAAAUCGGGAUCCAAGACACGGCCCGCUCCUACUGCCAGGACAAACUGCUGCCGCGAGUACUGGACGCGUAUCGAAUUGAAGACUACGACCGCGAGAUUCUGCGGGAGAUGGGCGAGCUAGGCCUCCUCGGCGCAACCAUCAAGGGAUACGGAUGCGCGGGAGUCAGCAGUGUUGCGUCUGGCCUGAUUACGCGUGAAGUCGAGCGUGUGGAUUCCGGAUACAGGUCCGGCAUGUCGGUCCAAAGUUCGCUAGUGAUGGGCCCAAUCGAGCAAUUCGGCAAUGCGGAGCAGAAGGAUCGAUGGCUGGAGAAGCUGGGCCAGGGGAAACUGGUCGGAUGUUUCGGCUUGACUGAGCCCAACCACGGCUCGGAUCCGGGGUCGAUGGAAACCACUGCCAAACAGCACCCGACUAAGGAAGGAUACUAUGUGCUCUCGGGGGCAAAGACGUGGAUCACCAACUCGCCGAUUGCGGACUUGUUGCUGGUCUGGGCCAAACUGGAUGGUGUCAUUAAGGGGUUUGUGAUUGAGCGCGACGCCUGCCCGCCUGGUACGCUUGAAACGCCCGCACUCAAGAACAAGACUGGUCUGCGUGCCUCUAUCACCGGCAUGAUCCAGCUUGACAACUGUCCUGUUCCGAAGGAAAAUAUGUUGGAAAGCGUCUCAGGCCUCAAGGGCCCGUUUAGUUGUUUGAACUCCGCCAGAUAUGGUAUUGCUUGGGGUGUCAUGGGCGCCUUGGAAGAUUGUAUCGAUCGUGCCAGGACCUACUCGCUCGAGCGCAACCAAUUCAAACAGCCCCUUGCGAGGUUCCAGCUCAUCCAGAAGAAGUUGGCUGAUGCUACGACGGAUGUCGCUUACGGUAUCCUUGCCGCCCAUCAGGUGGGUCGCUUGAAGGAUGCCGAGGCCGAUGCUGCGCACCAGGCGACUCCUGAAAUGAUCUCUUUGAUCAAGAGACAGAACUGUGAUCGUGCUCUGGUCCACGCAAGGACUUUGCAGGAGAUCUUUGGUGGAAAUGCCGUCAGUGACGAAUACCACAUCGGCCGCCAUGUCGCCAACCUCUUCGUCACUCAGACCUAUGAAGGUCAGAGUGAUAUCCAUGCUCUUAUUCUUGGAAGGGCAAUCACUGGCGUGCAAGCCUUUGUUUGAGGAGGACAUCGGUGCUUCCGUUUCUGCAUAGGGCUUGCAUCACUGCCCGCAGUUUGAGCGUUUGGUGUCAAUUUGUGCUGGUGUUCAGGAUCAUUCUGACCUCUUGUCAUUAUUUAUGAGGGCAGGUCUGCAGGUAUGGGUGGUUGUCGCCAUUGAGACAUGUCGAAUUGAUAAUCCGAUGGUUCAAGAGACGUUGGCAUCAUGAAGUAAUUGUCCGGAUCUAAAAAGCGAUCAUAUAGUUGGGUCUGUAAACUCAUGUCAAGCUGUCUUUGUUGGGCGGCAGUCUGGAAAUUGUGGAUGGCCGGACCCAUUUCAAAUGUGUUUUGCAGGGCAUAGUAUUCUGGAGUCGAAAUGAUGUUUUCAAGUCCUGCAUUCGUAUCCAUCAUGCCUUCCGCCGACAACUGGCUUGUUGACUCAACCGUCCCGG
Messenger RNA from Exophiala dermatitidis NIH/UT8656, 2137 nucleotides. RefSeq names its product glutaryl-CoA dehydrogenase. The coding region runs from base 391 to 1710 and encodes 439 amino acids. The record is from RefSeq and is a predicted model, not a curated record. Gene Ontology annotation, molecular function: flavin adenine dinucleotide binding; fatty-acyl-CoA binding; glutaryl-CoA dehydrogenase activity. Gene Ontology annotation, cellular component: mitochondrial inner membrane. Gene Ontology annotation, biological process: fatty acid beta-oxidation using acyl-CoA dehydrogenase; fatty-acyl-CoA biosynthetic process. Lineage: Eukaryota; Fungi; Ascomycota; Eurotiomycetes; Chaetothyriales; Herpotrichiellaceae. The transcript has a single exon.